This is a messenger RNA of Puccinia graminis f. sp. tritici CRL 75-36-700-3, 1852 nucleotides long. RefSeq lists its product as uncharacterized. Lineage: Eukaryota; Fungi; Basidiomycota; Pucciniomycetes; Pucciniales; Pucciniaceae. The record is from RefSeq and is a predicted model, not a curated record. The transcript has 3 exons. Bases 358 to 1743 code for a protein of 461 amino acids.
CCAACAUCUCCUUUUUGAUCCCAGCGAUCUUUCUUGCGAGCAGCUCCAUCAUACCUCAAAUCUGGUUUCUCUCUUCCAUUAACCAACUGGAGGCUCCCGUAUUUCCAUUAAAUACCAAACGCUUCUGGAAAGCGAUCUUCUUUCAAACUUAGGACUAGCUCCAUAAUCAAGCACAACCGGCAGAAAGACAUCCAUCACUAGAUACAUACUCGAGAUUUUAUCUGACGAAACGCCGAUUAUCGGACUGAAAUCCCCCAAUAAGUUAUCUAUCUGUUCCCAGCAAAGCCGGCCUUGCUUUUUCUUUCUUCCAAUUUAAUACCAAAACCCAUUUCACCUAUCCUUAGCAGCCUGUCCCAGAUGACUACUUUCGGAGACCUACCCGUAGAGAUCCAUCGGCUGAUCGCCAACAGCUGCGGUGAUAUUGGACACGGUGCCUUGACCAAAUUUUCCUUACUGAAUCGAUACUUCCAAUCGCUUGCGCUACCCAUGAUGACAAGCUCGGCAACACUUGACCAUCUGAAGGAUGACGAUCGCAAACUGCAACUCUUCACACACCGCUUCGCGCCUCUCCAUCGAACCAAGCUUAUCACCCUCUCACUCGUUCUGGGCCGGUCCCAAAUCCCUGCGGCAUAUUCUCUCGACGACGGUCUUGAUGAGAUUUAUGCAAACAUCAUCUCUCUCUUACCACUGUUGAAGACUCUUCACGUGACCAUUAGCUCUGGAUCUGACAAGGGCGCGCUGGAGGAGGGCGACUUUUCAAUGACUCUGAAGGCAAUGCAAAGGCUUAAGCACCUGGAAGCGCUCACCAUCUGCCAAGACCAAGAAGAUUCCUCCUCGGCUUCCUCGACAUUUGUCACAGACAUGCUCUUCGAUCAUUUACCGCGCUUUAAAUGUUUACGAAAGCUGAAACUCGAGCGAAUGGACAUCGUCCUCCCAUCUAAUCUCACCGCCCAAUCUGACCAAUCAAUCCACCUGACCCAUCUGCAUCUCCAAUCCCUACGAAUCUUGAAGAAUCCCACCGCACACAUCCGGGGAGACCUCUUUACUGAAUUCAUCAAUUUCUUUUCUGAAAAUAUUGAAUCCCUGAACAUCAAAGAUAUCACACUUGACUUGCCAUCUCAACCUUGCCAAGUCGUCGCGCCCCGACUCUACAACCUAGGUCUCUCAUUUUCAUCCACUCGAUCCGGUGAUCUGGCCCAUAAAACGAAUGACGAAGAUUCUCUCGAACAACUCUAUCGGCAAGUUCUUGAGAACUUCUCCAGAAGUUCAAGUCUAGAAUCAAUCAACAUUUGCGAACCGGUCGGCUUGGCUCAAUAUAAACUGCUCCACAACCGUGGCGGCUUCCGGGACGUUUUUCAAACUAAGAUUGGCGGGAUUGCCUCCACAAAGCGUUGGGGGACAGAGAGGGAUAGAGCGGGAGAAACCAACCACAACGCGUGUCGAACUGAGUACAAUUCUCUCGACGCGUCGGUGGCUUGUGUUCUUCUUUAUGCGCCUCGUGUCAAGUGCCGGCGAGGUCAAGCACUAUGGCUAGGUUCCAGAGUCCGCAUCGUCCGAGCAGUCGCCCGCUGGACCUGCCCAAUCAGUCCGAGUCCGACUGUCCAAACACCUGGAUACACCCGGCUGAUCGCUGGCGUUAGCUGGAUGGUCCCAAUUCUUGUGACCGAUCAACAGAAUCCUGUACUUCGCCUGAGGUCGUUCAAAAAUAAAGGAAUUCACAAUGCAAUUCGCAAAGAUGGAUGAAUAUGAAUUACAUAAAUGAAAGCGCAUGAAGAUGUUGAUGAACAUAAGAAAAACGACGGGUUUAGCCUAUAAACUAUUUCUUUCCGUAGGUCUGCACUAUGCAGCUUGA